Messenger RNA from Patella vulgata (common limpet), 1509 nucleotides. Its product is annotated as carbohydrate sulfotransferase 4. Gene Ontology annotation, molecular function: N-acetylglucosamine 6-O-sulfotransferase activity. The record is from RefSeq and is a predicted model, not a curated record. NCBI's taxonomy places the organism in Eukaryota, Metazoa, Mollusca, Gastropoda, Patellidae. Bases 21 to 1277 code for a protein of 418 amino acids. Gene Ontology annotation, biological process: sulfur compound metabolic process; N-acetylglucosamine metabolic process. The transcript is spliced from 4 exons.
UUUACUUCUUAUAACCAAAUAUGUUGAAGUUUACAGAUAACAAGAAAUUUAUCAGAUUUGUAUCCCGGAAGGUUGAGAGAUAUUGGAUGAAUUCUAACUUAAUAAUAACAGUAUGUGUUGUUAUUAUGUUAUUGUUGAUGUACCAUCAGUUAACAGAUAACAUCCAUACACGACAAACAAAAUGUUCAAUGGAAGAACGAGCAGAUGAACUACCCAUAUUGUCAAAUAUUCUCGAUUAUAAAUCCAGGAAUAAAAUAUUGGAACAAUUUGGAUGGACAGCAACACGACCCCAGAAAAGAGUUAUCAUAGUUACAUACAUGCGCAGUGGUUCCUCCUUUACCGGAAGUAUAAUAGGCGCACACCCGGAUGUGAUUUAUUUUUUUGAACCUCUUCAUUCUAUGCACAAAUAUAAAGCCAAUUCUAGACGCUCCAGACCAUCCAUGUUUAUUUUAGAUAAUGCCAGGGACAUAUCGGAUAUGGGCUCAUCUGAAGAACUAACUCAGCAAAUUUUGGAAUCGUACCUCAAUUGUGAUUUUUUGAAACUAGAUUUGAAGACCUUACAAGAUAGGUUCCCUUUCCUGUAUCACCAAACGACUCCGUUUACGGCUUGUAGUCGCAGUAAUCCGGGGUUGAUGGGCGUUGUCCAGUGUCUAGCAACAUUGUAUAAACAAUGCACACAGUCGAGCGCAACAGCAAUAAAAACCAUCAGGACAUCGAUGUACACCAUCAGGCAACUUUUGAAAAUAGACACAAAUCUUAAAGUCAUCUAUCUUCUCCGUGAUCCAAGGGCGACAACUCUAUCCCAACUUUACCUAAAGCGCGCGGACCCGCCUCUUAAGUUAUACAACAGAACGUCACAGAAACUUUGUAACACGAUGUGGUUAGAUAUCGUCAUGGCAACCAAACUAAUGAAGCAGCAUCCGGAUAGAAUUAUAGGAUUGAUGUAUGAGGAUUUAAUUCGCGAUCCGUAUAAAAUAGCCAGAAGAAUGUUUGAAUUUAUUGGAUUAGAAUACGAUGACGACGUAACUGAUCAUAUUAAAGCCAUUACAAACGGAAAAAGGGACGGAAAAUGUGUCACGUGUGUCAGUCGGAAGAACUCGACGAAAACCGCGUUAAGGUGGCGACAGGAGAUAAAUUAUAAAGGUGUGUUAGCUGUGGAUGAGAAUUGUCAGAAAGUGUACCGAAUGACUGGGUAUUUACCGGUAUCAGGUAGUGACGUACUCCGCGAUAGGACUAUAGAUCUUCGUGUACCACCUAGACUCCCAGUUUUGGCUUAAUGUGUUGAAACUGACAGUUCUUGGUGUUGAUAUGAUACGAACAGGUUGAUUUAAUUAAAUUAUUUACACUUAAUUUGUUUAAAAUUGGUAAAAACAUGCAAUACAAACGUCUGUGUAUAUUAAAAGUCUCCUUAAAAUUGGUAAAAACACAAAAUAAAAAGUCCUUGUAUAUUAAAAAGUCAAUUUAAAGCACACUUAUAAAAUCGCUGUCGUGAGAAGAGAGGGCGGGUCA